This is a messenger RNA of Cinclus cinclus, 1410 nucleotides long. RefSeq names its product secretogranin III (gene SCG3). Gene Ontology annotation, cellular component: secretory granule membrane. The transcript is spliced from 12 exons. The coding region runs from base 1 to 1410 and encodes 469 amino acids. The record is from RefSeq and is a predicted model, not a curated record. Lineage: Eukaryota; Metazoa; Chordata; Aves; Passeriformes; Cinclidae. Gene Ontology annotation, biological process: protein localization to secretory granule.
AUGUUCCUCGGGCUGGCGGUCGCGCUGCAGGUGCUGGCGCUGCUGGCCAGCCGGGGACACGGCUUCCCCAAACCCGCGGGCACAGAUAAAGCUAUACACAACAGACAAUUAAGUGUAGAAAGACCUUUGGAAGAACAGAUUGCUGAAGCCGAGGCAGACAAAAAUAGAAAAAUAGCUCCCACAGAAAAUAAGCCAGAGUUCAGGAAUUAUUCCUUUGUUGAUGACCUGAACCUGCUCAAAUCAGUAGCAGAAAGAGAAAGGAAUGAGGAGAGGGAGCCAAUUAGAAGCUCUUUGUAUGGACAGCAACUGGCCAUUGAUGAUGCAGACUCCACCAAGAACCGCAGGCUUGUGGAUGACUAUGACUCCACUAAAAGCGGGCUGGAUUAUAAAUUCCAAGACGAUCCAGAUGGCCUCCAUCAAUUAGAUGGCACUCCUUUGACUGCUGAAGACAUCGUUCAAAAAAUUGCUGCAAGAAUUUAUGAGGAAAAUGACAGAGGAGUGUUUGAUAAGAUUGUUUCAAAACUUCUAAAUCUGGGGCUAAUCACAGAGAGUCAGGCCUAUACCCUGGAAGAUGAAGUGGCAGAGGUUUUACAACAGCUAAUUGCAAAUGAAGCAAAGGAUCGUGAGAAGGAGUCUGAAGAUUUUGAUUACCCUGCAAACAGAGCAGACAGUGAUACAAAAGAAAAGCAACAGGAAAAUAUGACACCAAGCAAAUCUGAUCAGGAUAGUUUCAUUAAUGGAGAAGUUGAUGAUACACUGGAUAAUACGUGGUCAUCAUCUAAUGUGUUGGAAAGAAGAAAUGAGCUGCCUUCUGAAGAUAAUUUUGAAGACCUCCAAUAUUUUCCAAAUUUUUAUGCUUUAUUAAAAAGUCUUAACUCAGAGACAGAAACAAAAGAGAAAGAGACCUUGAUAACCAUCAUGAAAACCCUGAUUGAUUUUGUGAAGAUGAUGGUUAAAUAUGGAACAAUCACUCCAGAAGAAGGAGUUUCUUAUCUUGAAAACUUAGAUACAAUGAUAGCUGAGCAGACAAAGAAGAAGCUUGAGAAUCCUUCCACUAAAGCCAGGACAAAACUAACAGCAGACAAGAGUAGUGAAGAAGCAGACAGUACAAAGGAAGAAGCAGCUAAAAUGGAAAAAGAAUAUGAAGUUUCAAAGGAUUCUACAAAAAAUGAAGGACAAAAUGCAGCAGGAAACAGUGAAGAAUCAGGAGGGAAAUCUGAGGCAUAUUUGGAAGCAAUCAGGAAGAACAUAGAAUGGCUGAAAAAACACAAUAAACAAGGUAACAAAGAAGAUUAUGAUCUUUCAAAGCUGAGAGAUUUCAUUGAUCAGCAAGCUGAUGCUUAUGUGGACAAGGGCAUCCUGGACAAGGAAGAGGCUGAUGUAAUUAAACGCAUCUAUGGCAGCCUGUAA